This is a messenger RNA of Branchiostoma belcheri (Belcher's lancelet), 1383 nucleotides long. RefSeq lists its product as uncharacterized. The coding region runs from base 1 to 1383 and encodes 460 amino acids. Lineage: Eukaryota; Metazoa; Chordata; Leptocardii; Amphioxiformes; Branchiostomatidae. The transcript has 2 exons. The record is from RefSeq and is a predicted model, not a curated record. Gene Ontology annotation, cellular component: plasma membrane.
AUGGCGUCGAAUGACGCAGUCUCCUGUAGGUCAUUGCCUGCCGUCCUGCAUUCCAUUGAACCUACUUAUAGCGAGAUCCCAGAUGAUGAAGCGUGUGCUCAUGGGGAAGUACAUGGUCUCCAACAUGUGCCUGUCCCAACACAUACCUACAGUGAGAUCCCAGAUGAUGAUGCUUGUGCUCAGGGGCAUCUGCGUGGUUUCCAACAUGUACCUGUCCUAACACAUACCUACAGUGAGAUCCCAGAUGAUGGGGCUAGGGGACCCAUUGCUUUUUAUUCUAAUUUCGAGUUUCCGCUUUGUGCCGACGGAAAUAGGCGACAAGACCGACGGCUCCUUGGAGGCAACCGCACUACUUCCAGCAGGCAACGGUCUGGAAGCUCCAUUGCCACAUAUGGAUCGACUGGACAGGCCAACGACCAGCGUAACCCCUAUUACAGAAACCCCUCCCUGGCCCAAGGUAUAAGAGCCCGUAGACAGCUGAGGACAGCUCUGGUAUCCCGGCCCGACCAAGAUGUCAGAACGUACGUCAACGUCACGGAUGCUAUCAUGUCCGGAUGUAUUGACAUCAGAAGAGCUCAUAUCGCAUUCCUCACACUGCCUAACACCUACUGGCCAUGGGAGAACCUAGGCCAGGGUUCACGUAGCACAGCACAGUGUGCAUCCCUCCCCACUGUCACACUACCUGACACCUACUGGCCAUGGGAGAUCCCAGAGGAGGGAACCAAUUUCACACGACGACCUGUGUCCCUUCCCACCGUCACACUACCUAACACCUACUGGCCAUGGGAGAUCCCAGGGGAGGGAACCAGUAACACACCACGGCGUGCGUCCCUCCCCACUGUCACACUACCUAACACCUACUGGCCAUGGGAGAUCCCAGGGGAGGGAACCAGUAACACAGCACGGCGUGCGUCCCUCCCCACCGUUACACUACCUAACACCUACUGGCCAUGGGAGAUCCAAGGGGAGGAAACCCGUAACACAGCACGGCGUGCGUCCCUCCCAAGUGUUACACUACCUAACACCUACUGGCCAUGGGAAAUCCCAGGGGAGGGAACCCGUAACACAGCACGGCGUGCGUUCCUCCCCACCGUCACACUACCUAACACCUACUGGCCAUGGGAGAUCCCAGGGGAGGGAACCCGUAACACAGCACGGCGUGCGUCCCUCCCCACCGUCACACUACCUAACACCUACUGCUACUGGCCAUGGGAGAUUCCAGGGGAGGGAAUCCGUAACACGCCACGGCGUGCGUCCCUUCCCGAUGUUACACUACCUAACACCUACUGGCCAUGGGGUAUAGGGGAGGGAACCUGUAACACAGCACGGCGUGCGUCCGUAACACCUUUGGCCAUGGAAGAUCCCAGGGAAAGGAAUAGGUAA